Messenger RNA from Aethina tumida (small hive beetle), 4883 nucleotides. Its product is annotated as adenylate cyclase type 10-like. Gene Ontology annotation, cellular component: cytoplasm. Lineage: Eukaryota; Metazoa; Arthropoda; Insecta; Coleoptera; Nitidulidae. The coding region runs from base 1 to 3702 and encodes 1233 amino acids. The record is from RefSeq and is a predicted model, not a curated record. Gene Ontology annotation, biological process: cyclic nucleotide biosynthetic process; intracellular signal transduction. The transcript has 27 exons. Gene Ontology annotation, molecular function: adenylate cyclase activity.
AUGAAUAUGGAAGAAGAAGUGGACGGCGAUUUAUCCAGUGAAGGUUCCGAAGACUUAAUCCUAAACCUGUACAAAAAUGCCAAAAUGAACCAUAGCACAGUAUUUUUCGAAUCAAAAAUCAACCAGGUCCUCGAAAAUCAACUCGUACUGGGUUCCUUUUGCGAAGAGUACCCGUACCAAGACGAAACAAAAGUCGUUGCAUCUCUGGUGCCCGACGAAAUAAUCUACGACAUCGACAAUUAUAACAUCCGAUCAAUCGAAUGCUGUCUUUUAUUUGGCGAUGUUUCCGGCUUCACCGAACUCCUAGAGAGAUACAGCAACGCGGGCGACGGUCCGGCAAAAGUCACGCAAGUUUUGAACAGUUACAUUGCGGCGAUGGUGCAAGAGACCAUGUCUCACGGUGGAGAUAUUUUAAAGUUCUCCGGUGAUGCUUUCCUCGUCAUUUACAAAAAGAGCGACACCGUACCCAUGCGGGAUGCGGUACACGAAGCAAUCGAUUGUGGAUUGAUCAUACAAAAGUCGUAUGGCAACUACACAACUGAUGUGGGAAUUGUUAUUAGAGUAAAAUUGAUCAUAUCGGCUGGAACACUGUUUUUCGCCUUGAUUGGUGACGAUAAAAGUUCUCACUAUCUGGAAGUAGGUCAGCCGAUAUGGGAUAUAAAGGCAGCCGAUUCUAAAAGCUGCCCGGGUGAUGUUUUGGUUAGUCACAGUGCUUGGAAGUAUAUCAAUUUGAAGGAGUACAAUUACAUUGCUCUGGACGAUAAAAACCAUAUAAAAAUACAAGGUGUAGGUGCUCAGUGGAGAGGCGUUGAAUAUGUCAGGAAAAUCCCCAACCUCCAAACUAAGUCCAAACUUAUAUCAAAACGUAUAGACGAUUCUUAUAUGAUUAGACCAGCUAUAAAUUUUGCAUUCAGCAAGGGAUUAAAGGAGAAAUUAAGAAAGUUCAUAAUAAAGCAAGUUAUGGAUGCACUUGAUCGCAAAGAACCCUUAGAUUAUCUCACCGAAGUGAGAGAGGUGACAGUGAUGUUCAUGAACAUUGUUUUGAGUAGCAAAAAUGCAGAUGUAAUUUUGAACCUGGCAAAUCAAAUUUACUACAUUGUAUGCAGGGAUUUGUUGGAGUUCAAGGGCCAAAUGAAUAAGAUGAACAUGUUCGACAAAGACCUGAUGAUGUUGGCAAUGUUCGGUCUUAGAGGCGACAAAGACGGCACGGAAGCCGAAAGGGCUUUGAAAUGUGCCUGGAAAUGUCGUCAAGAAAUAAUACAAAUUGAAGGAAUCGAAACGCUGUCGGUCGGUGUUUGUUCCGGUACAACUUACUGCGGUGUGUUCGGCCACACGCUGCGGAAGGAGUAUACCGUGAUGGGAGUGGUGGUCAAUAAGGCCGCUAGAUUAAUGAUGGCCUAUCCUAAUAUGAUAACUUGCGAGAGACAGACAUUUUUACUCAGCAAAAUGAAAUUCAUGUUUUUCAGCUUGAAGGAGCACAAGUAUCUGAAAGGAAUCCGACGUCCUGGACCAGUUUACGAGUACCAACAGUUCAAAGUACGUGAAAAAAUGGCAAUUCGACUGGAUAGAUUCCCGUUGCUGGAAAGGAAGGUCGAACUAGUUCUUUAUCAUAACUUACUGGCCAGUGCCAUGGGUAGUUACGGGAAUCUCAACAUGAAGAUCAUCAACAUCUUAAUCACAAAGGCUAAACGGUUGAUGGGUAUGCACCGGUUACACGAGGAGUUUAUUAUUAGUACUCCCAAAACCAUACCAAUUAACACAAUUUAUUUACUACCUGAUGACGUCCAAGACAAAUACGUAACACUGAGAAUGUUGUUUUAUCCCGUAAUGGGUCUCACUGAGGAGUCAGAUAGCCGACAUAUAGAAAACGUACUGGCUGAUCGCCUGAAAGGAACGGAUGAAGAACAAGACUUGUGGUGUUUAAACGAGAUAUUUCACGUGAAUUUUCCUGGAAAAAGUUCUUACGAAGAGGUCUACAUAGGCCACAUCAGAAGAAGAGUUCUCAGGAAACUAAUAGAUAUGAGCUUUUUCACCUUGUGGGUGGUGAUGAUCAGGAAAACAGACUACGUGUCUCCGGAAGCUUGGAACUACAUCCAGGAUAUUAGCAUACUUAACAAAAUAUUCUUUACGUGUCAAAUGAACGAACAAACUAUAAAGAUGAAGUACCAAAAUGUUAAAACGAUUACCCUCGGACCCAUCAAUAAGGCCUAUCACAGUGCUUUAGCUUGUCAGUUUUUAAAAGUCCGCGGCAUAAGCUCCGAAUUGGAGAGGUUAAUUCAAGCUUAUGGCGGUACACCUGGAUAUUUAGAACAUUUGUUGAUUUGUAUGGCACACUCCAAUGAAUUAUGGAUUAAAAGUGUGACGAAGAAGCAAGCCUAUGAUAGUGGAUAUGUCUUACCGCCAAAUUAUCUCUUUGAACGAGGAAUGGUUGAUUCGUCACCCCAAAAUGUUAAAUGGACGAUGUACAUGGAUUGUUAUAAGGAAAGUUUCCAUACAAUGAACGACGAGUUGCGCUUCGAAAAAGAACAAACCGACAAUGUGUUGAUACGUGUAGCGCUGAUCAAUCACGAUGAGUUCGACAUAAAGACAUGCAAAAUCGUUAGUGAACAAGAUUCAGAGGACACCACGAAAAUGAUUAUGAAAUUCGACACGUUAACUCCUUUCGAACAACUCAUGGCGAAGUGUAGCUCUACUUUGCACCUGCAGUUCGAAAGAAACAAACUGAUGUAUGUGAUGAACACUGAACCGAAUCGCCAAGCUGCAAUUGCUAUUAAGUCGUUGUUUGAAAAGAAGGUCUUGGUUUGCGCUUAUGGUGAUUUCUUCGAGGGCAACGACAUGAUAUUCAAGGGACGAUUGAUAAAUCCCAGCAAAAUAAGGGAUAUAAAGUGUAAUUGUAGGGGGAUAAUAUUAGAAGAUUUUGCCGUGGACUUACCCAAAUAUGCUUCCUGCGGUUUUUUGCAGUUCAAAUUUAAUGAUUUUCGUUCCAUGUGCUACAGUCUGUUAACAGAUGGUCAAAAGAAGCAGUUCCAUCAACGUGCAAUACGUUAUAUUCAGCACGAAACUAAAAAGUGCAGAGCUUGUGGUAACGGUUAUUUUGCUGUUGGCUUAAUUAAGACUCGAUCUGUCGCUGUUAAGGAUAAAGUUACAAAAACGACAGAUAUAAGACAUUCCUCGUUGGAUGCGAUACUACAUGAUCUAUAUAUAGAGCGUGACAGAAGGCAAUUUCAGUCUGGAUAUUCAACUGAAUCCAUCAUAAUGGAUAAACCACGGCGACCUACAAAGUUGGCUCCAACAAAAUUUAGUGCGUUUAAAAGGUUGGAUGACUUGAACUUCUCCGUUUGUAGUUUUUCGGACUUCGAUUUUUCAGAAUGUAAAUGUUUGCUCAUUCUGAUCAGCGUAUAUUAUAAGUUGGUCCAGCAUUUUAGAGGAAUUGGAGAUCCAGAGCAGCUAUUUAAUGCCAUGAUGGAAUACGUAUAUUUAUGUAUCGACACAAAGAACACUAUUGAAGCACUGAAUAUUUUGGAUGAAGCUUUAGAGUUACUAGAACAUCCAGUGUUAAAGGAGCAAUACGUGGACUGGAUGUUGGACUUGAAGAGAGGAAAAGUGUACACCUUAUAUGGACAUGUUAAAAUACUUAAGUAUCAACUUGAUGAAGCUUACGAAUACUACAUGAACGCCUUAAAAAUCGUCGUUGAAAAAUGAACCUCUAAAAUCUGAAUUGGCGGCAACGUGGGCUCUAAAUCUAGCUUUGGAUGCUCAGGAAAACUACAUAACUGUUUGUAACGCCUACAUCACCAUUUUAAAAUACUAUAACAGAGUAGGAAAAGGCGUGAGGUAUGUAAACCACUUUGAAAUUAGCGCGAUGCAGCUGACGAAUAUGAAGAAGAACUUCGAAAGGGAUGAACUAAUUGCAGUUUGUGGAGUAUUCGUUCAAGUGACAAGAAAACGAUUGUUUAAUGAUGGUAUAAAUGAUGGAGUACUUCAACUUGCAAUAAAAAGCUGGAACUUGAUUAAGGCACUUAAAUCUAUGGAUUUAUCUUGGAAAGCUGCUCAUCAUCUUAUUUUUAUUUAUCUCAACAAGAAGUCUAUUGCUUCUGCAGCCAGCGUUCUAGAGGAAUCGAAACUGCUGACUGAGGGACACAUUAACAACCUUAAAUAUUUUUGGUACUACACGCAUUGUUUAUUGAUCGUAUUGGAAAGUUCGGUUGUUUUAGAAUCCUUAGAGGAAUGCGAUUAUUUUGCACAAAAGCAGACCUUCGAAGCAUCAGGUGAAACACCAAUCUGUAAAACAUUCUAUGUGUUGUUAUGGUUAUGGCAUGUGAGAAGAGAAAAAUGGGCGGAGGCUAAAAACUGGCAGCUUCAAGCUUUUAGUUUCAAACUAAUGGAACCUGGAUCAGCACCUCAUAACACAGCAGCUGGACUUUAUCUUUUAGAAGGAUGCAUGCUAUUUUUAGUUGACAAAAUGAAUAGAAGAAAUGCGUUCAUAAUGAAGCAGCUGUGUAUGAGAAUUGAGGACCUUCUGAGGUCAUUAAAGGAACAUGUAAACCGUAAGAGGAUUUUUAAAGGAAGAUACAUGCUAUUAAAAAUAUAUUACGCAUUAAUAAUGGACAAUAAAUUUCAAACCUUAAGUAAAUUAAAUGGUUUACGCGAAAAAGCUUUAAAGAUAGGUAGUACUCUGGAAGCAGAUUUGGUAUACCACACGGAAUUGGCAUGGACCAAUCAGUUAAGUGCAGAUGAAAUUAAUCUGUGGGCAACUUUGUGUCGAAAACGUACUGUAUCAUUGGAAGAUGAUGAUAAGAAAAAGGUUGCCCAUUAUACAUUUCCUCUCCCCCAAUAUUUAUAAUUCUAUUAAUUGGUUUUUAUAAAUAAUAAGCACAUAAGUA